ACAAAGCGCGAUAUUGGGUGUGAAUGAUUUGCCUGGCUCGGGACUUUUAAUUGUAGGUACUGGUGGUGGGGCUGGAGUUGGCCAGGGAAGUGUUGGAACGGGUGCAGUAACCGGCGGUGUUCCCAAACAACAGGGCAUCUUUUCGAAUGUUUUCUCGAAAUUGAUCGACGGUAUGCCCGCCGGUACGAUUUUCUCGAAAUUGAAGAGUGCCAAUACGGCACCGACAUCCUUGCAAAAUAUCACCGACGCGAAUCCUAUUAGCCAGUACUUUGAGAUUGGUGAGCAGGUGGCAUGUGCGGGCCCCGAACUGGUGUGGCGAAUACAUGACGGCUACCGGAAAAGUGAUGGCAAGGCGUGUUCAAUAUUCGUUUUCGAGAAAAAAAUAGCAGAAAAGCUGCUCAAACCGAGACGCAAGGAAAUUGUAACGGAAUUGCUGAAAAAUUCUGUUAAAGCAAUGGAAAGAUUUCGUCAUCCAAAGAUUCUGCAAGUUUUGCACACAGUGGAAGAGUCGACGGAUACACUGGCUUUUGCUGCUGAGCCUGUUUUCGCCAGUCUCUCUAAUAUUUUAGCUUUUCAUGAAUCAAAAACUUAUGAACACAUUGCCAUGGCAUCGAAUGCAUCAGGCACCGGCGCACAGAGCUAUCAACAGCAAACUACGGCAAUUCCACAACGGCCAGCUCAUGCGAAGGAGUAUAAUUUUUUAGAUAUCGAAAUCAAAUAUGGUUUUCUGCAGCUAGUGGAAGCUUUAUCCUAUUUACACUAUUCGGGCCAUGUUAUUCAUCGGAAUGUGUGCCCAUCAUCAAUAUUAGUUACCAAACGAGGCACUUGGAAGCUGGCUGGCUUAGAAUUUAUUGAAAGAAUGAAUGCGACUGAUGUAAAUGAGUUAGUUCCUUGUCCACCUUGGAGUAACAGGGUAUCGAAAAUGGCUCAACCCAACUUGGAUUUUAUGGCUCCCGAAACUCAAUUAACUUCGAAGGGCAGUCUACUUAGUGAUAUGUUUUCAUUGGGUUUGGUAAUAUGUGCCGUCAUCAACAAUGGACGUCCGCUUAUACAAGCCGGUAAUAUAGUUUCAAAUUAUAUGAAGCAGUUGGAAACGCUGGAGGAGUCUGUGCAGAAAAUGCUGCCGCGCGUACCGGUACCACUACAGGCGGCCACCUCACGUUUGGUUAGUAAAGAUGCUACUGCCAGGCCGACGGCGAAACAAAUGCAACUGAUUAAGUACUUUAUAGAUCCCGCUGUAAAUGCACUCAAGUUCUUAGAUGUGGUAAACAUGAAUGAUAAGUCGCAAAAAUCGCAUUUUUACAAAAAUACACUAAUGGAAGCGAUGCCGCUGAUACCGAGGAAAUUGUGGUGGCAAAAUGUGUGGCCAAUGUUGCAGGCCGAAAUUAGCAACGGUGAAGUGCUGGCGGCUGUCUUACAACCGACCAUUAGACUCAUACAAGAGGCAUCACCAAGUGAAUACGAGUCGAUUAUGGCGCCGACAAUGAAAGUUCUUUUCCGUUCACCCAAAUCCACCCAGGCUACUGUGACUUUACUGGAAAAUAUACAUCUCAUUAUUGAGAAGACGGCACCUGGGGAUGUUACCACCGACAUUAUUCCAAUGCUGUUCUUUGCUUUCGAAAGCUCAUCAAUACAAGUGCAGAGCGCUGCCGUUGUUGCAGUUACAAACGUAUUCGACAACAUUGAAGAUGUCUUUUUAAGAAGUAUGGUUGUGCCAAAGGUAAAAUCGGUGUUUGAAAAAAAUCUUACCGAUCGAAAAAUUGUGCAAAAUGUUCUCAUCUGCAUUGAAGGGCUGAUGGAUAAACUGGAGCGAGCUCAGGUUAUGAAAGAAGUCCUGCAGCUGCUUGGUGAUGUUCGCAUACCGGAUCCGGAUAUUGUGAUGCGUACAGUUCAUAUUUAUCACAAAAUGGUUGCCGAUAAAACGUAUGGGCUGACGGUGGAAACGGUGGCGAUAGACGUGCUUCCUUUACUGAUACCGCACACCGUUAAUCCCGGCUUAAAUCUCGAACAAUAUUGCAUGCUGGUCGAGGUGCUGCAAGAGAUGCUCGAACAAAUUGACCGACAGCAACGUAACAAAUUGAAGUUUGAGAAUCUGUCAAUACCAUCACUGGAACGUCAUCGUCCAUUCAGACAUCAAUUCUCUUCGGAUAACUUGAAUGCACCACCAUUCAAUAUACCCAAUUUGCGAAUCGAUCAGCGGAAAACAUCCAGUGCUGAGGAUAUGGCACAGAAGAACUCUGGAGGUUCAGGCAUGCUGGGAGGUUCGUGGUUCGGUUGCUCGCUAUCAUCGCCCGAUAGUAACUUCCCGCGUGUUGCUAAUGCAUUCCCCAACUGGCGUCUCUCGGAUAACACUUUGAUGAAACCGAAAACACGCAUAGCGCCAUCGUAUGCAUCCUCUCCUGGUAGAAUGCCAGGCUCUGGACUGCCAACACGCCGACACUCGAGCAUUGGACCAAAGGAACGACGUGGUACUACGUAUGGUUUUGGUGCACGCGGUAGUUCCGGAUCGAGGUUUUCGGUAUCCUCUUCGUCGGCCUAUGUUGGUGGAUCAAAGCCGAAUACAUCGAGCAGUUUACCAUUUUUAUUAUCAUCCAGCAUGCCAUCGAUCCGUUCCAGACUUACUUCUACUAUACACACAUCGAGACCAUUGGGAUCUGGCUCUGGGAUUCUACAACAACUUGGCAGCGGAAUGGUAAGACAAAUAACUACUUCUGUAUCAGGCAAUGCAAGUCCGGUGCAACAUUUAAUGGUUAAUGGACAACGUACCUAA
Molecule: messenger RNA, 2770 nt
Organism: Anastrepha ludens (Mexican fruit fly)
Lineage: Eukaryota; Metazoa; Arthropoda; Insecta; Diptera; Tephritidae
Product: SCY1-like protein 2
Exons: 18
Coding region: 173-2770 (865 amino acids)
Biological process (GO): protein phosphorylation
Molecular function (GO): ATP binding; protein kinase activity
Source: RefSeq, a predicted model, not a curated record